Chenopodium quinoa (quinoa) is the source of this 832-nucleotide messenger RNA. RefSeq names its product phospholipase A2-alpha-like. The record is from RefSeq and is a predicted model, not a curated record. The transcript is spliced from 4 exons. Gene Ontology annotation, biological process: lipid catabolic process; phospholipid metabolic process; arachidonate secretion. The coding region runs from base 171 to 623 and encodes 150 amino acids. Lineage: Eukaryota; Viridiplantae; Streptophyta; Magnoliopsida; Caryophyllales; Amaranthaceae. Gene Ontology annotation, molecular function: A2-type glycerophospholipase activity; calcium ion binding.
GUCACGAGUAACACAAAGACAAAACUCUCUCUUUCUGACUUAACACAGUACUCAUAAAUCAGAGCCAUUCAAAAUAAGCUGUUUUCAGUUGGUUCAAUUUUAGAGCUUUUUUUCUUAAACUCCUUCAUUAUUUUCUCCCUUAAUCUUUCCUCUGCAAAAAUCUUUUUACUAUGGUUUCCUUGAAAUUAGCUUUUUUAGCACUCCCAUAUUUUUUCCUUUUUUCUCUUAAUUUUCAAGUCCAUGCUCUUAAUAUUGGUGUUCAAUCCUCUCUUCAAUUGAGUAAAGAAUGCAGUAGGAAAUGUGAAUCUGAAUUUUGUUCAGUGCCUCCAUUUUUGAGGUAUGGCAAAUAUUGUGGACUUCUAUACAGUGGAUGUCCAGGAGAGAAGCCAUGUGAUGGGUUGGAUGGUUGUUGUAUGAGCCACGACAUUUGUGUCCAAGCUAAAGGCAAUGAUUAUCUAAGUGAAGAAUGCAGCAAAAAAUUCAUAGAUUGCAUGGACAGAUUUAAGGCAGCAGGAGGACGUACUUUCAAAGGCAGUACAUGCAAUGCUAACGAUGUUAUUGAAGUCAUUAAAAUAGUAAUGGAAGCUGCUUUACUUGCUGGCAGAGUUCUUAAGAAGCCUUGAAAUUUUUUUAUUUUGGAUUUGGAUUAAUUGUGUAGGCAAUUAAAUUGUAUUUCGUUUUGAUAAUAAAGUGAAGAUUAAUUCAGAUGCUAAGUAAGAAUUGAACUCCUAAUUAAUGAUAUUUUUCCGCAAUGUAACUUGUAUUAGGGGUAUAUACGCUUUACUCUUCGUUUUUAUGUUGUUUAAUUUAAUAUUGACUUUUAUGAUUGUAA